AUGUCCGAUACUAAGUCGCGCCCUUUGGCUCCCGCCCCGCCGGGUUCCAGCUCCCCUUUCGAUGCCCAUCAACGCAGGCGAAAUGUAGGCACCGCUUGUGCAGCCUGCAAAUCGCGCAAACUCAAGUGCACAGGUUCCGUCCCAUGUGCCAACUGCGUCAAGAACAGCGUCGAAUGCACCCUCGACCGCACUGCCGAUAAACGCCGUCGUGGCGCCCUCAAACGCAAAAUCGACCAACUUGCAGACCAGGAAGAGCUCUUGGUCCGCCUCGUCAGUGUCCUCCGCGAGAGCGGCAACCGUCGUGCCGUCCCUUUGAUCAACCUCAUCCGCAGUGACGCCUCCCUCGACGAGAUCCGCUACUACAUCAACUACCAGUUGCCCCGCUUAGACCUAGCCCAGACCCCGGAACUAGUCGAAGUAUGCGAAGAAGUAAAGCAGCUGCAGCCGUCGCAGUCCCGGUCGAUGCGGCGGAUUUUGGAUGCUAGACGGCUAUCCGACCUGCCGGGGUUUCAGGUCCCUGCUGAACCCUGGACGACCGUCGUCUCCGAUGACGAUUUUGUCUCGCACCUCCUCUCGCUAUGGUUCACAUGGUCGCACCCGUUCCGAAACUGGGUUGAUAAGGAUUUGUUUGUGCGGGACAUGCAGGAGGGGUCAUUGUCGGCUCAAUUUUGCUCGCCUUUUCUGGUCAACAUCAUUCUGGCGGAUGCUUGCGCUUACUCCGAUUAUCCUGAGAUAUACGCUAUUCCAGGAGAUCCGGCGUCGAAAGGAGCCCGUUUUUACGACGAGGCCAUACGACUACUCGAUAAGGAAGAGGGGCGGAUCACAAUCCCGACCGUCCAAGGACUGGGAGUUUUGUGGGCAUGUGCGUCCAUGACCGGUCGGGACCGACAAGACUGGAUCCACAGGGGUCAACUCGCCUACGCUAUCGACGAGCUGUCGCAGAAGAAUUCCACGCCGGACUCUGAUGCCGAUCAGGACAAUCCCCUGAUGGCCCGGGUAAUCAGCCGGACUAUCUGGGGAUUAUUCAAUUUCUCCACGUGCCAUGCCUUGGCGGAUAAGAGCCGCCCUCUAAUUAAACCACCACAACGUCACAGCCUGCCGCCUGUCGGUCAUGAGGGCGGGUCGGAGGAAUGGAGACCAUAUCCGGAAAACGCUGAAGGAACCGAAGGCCAUUCCACCUGCCUGUUCAACACGCUCUCGUCCUUGAGCCUGAUUGCUCACGAGGUUGCCACAUUAUCCCACGGAGAAGCUCUGCCGCGACCGCGGGCGGAGAUAGAAAGCAAGGUGACACAUCUUCGUGAACGUCUCCGUCAGUGCUCCGAUAGCUGGCCCACGUGUUUGAAGACCAAUCUCGAGGCCCCGCACAUCCUCUGUCUACAUAUGUACCACGACUCGAUCAUCAUGGCGAUGUACGAGCCCUUGAAGGACACUUCCACCACCGUCGAUCCUCAUCCAACGAUCUCGCCGGCGAACGCUCGUCAGAUGCGUUUCUCGUCGGCACGCAACAUCGCCCGCCUGAUGCGGAGCCACCGCGCCUGCUGGGGUGUAGACCGCAUGCCCGUGAGCAACAUUCAGUGUAUCACGGCGGCGUUAUUCACACUGCUGGAUGAUGUGGGGGAACCCAACAACCGUGAGGCAUUUAUCACGCUGAGCAUCGCCGCCAAGUCCUUCUCACGACGGUGGGAGUCGACCCGGGCGGUCUUAGCGACACUUCGCACCACGGCGCAAGAACGGGGGGUGACACUGCCGAUUGAAACGGAAUCGCUAUUUACCAUACAUGUUACACCACGGCUGGUGGGCAUGCGGGACAGCGUUGAUUCGUUCGAUGACAGCGAGGAGUAG
Molecule: messenger RNA, 1842 nt
Organism: Aspergillus sclerotioniger CBS 115572
Lineage: Eukaryota; Fungi; Ascomycota; Eurotiomycetes; Eurotiales; Aspergillaceae
Product: putative C6 transcription factor
Exons: 6
Coding region: 1-1842 (613 amino acids)
Biological process (GO): regulation of DNA-templated transcription; DNA-templated transcription
Molecular function (GO): zinc ion binding; DNA-binding transcription factor activity, RNA polymerase II-specific; DNA binding
Source: RefSeq, a predicted model, not a curated record